AUGGCAGGGGCCGUGCACAUAGGCUCCGCUGGGAGGGCCGAGGAUUACCAGGGCCAGGGCCUGUCCGCGUAUGUGGUCUUGGUCUGCAUCGUGGCCUCCCUGGGCGGCUUCCUGACAGGCUACGACCUUGGCGUCACCGGGGGGACGGAAGCCAACCCGAACUUCCUGCAAAAGUUCUUUCCCUCGGUGUACGAGGAGAAGCAGAGCUCCGAAAUCAGCAACCCGUACUGCAGGUUCAACGACCAGAUGCUGCAGCUCUUCACCUCCUCCAUCUACCUGUCCGCCGGCCUCGCCUGCCUGCUGAGCGGCCACCUGACGCGCACCCGCGGCCGCAAGCUGGGUGUCUUCCUGGGCGGCCUCUGCUUCAUGCUGGGAUCCAUACUCAACUGCGUGGCGGAGAACCUGGCCACGCUCAUCUGCGGGCGCCUCAUCAUGGGCCUGGGCAUAGGGUUUGCCAGCCAGGCCAUCCCCAUCUACCUGACAGAGGUGGCCCCCGCGCGGCUGCGUGGCGGCGUCACCGUGAUGAAUGCGCUGGCCAUGGUGCUGGGCAUUCUCGUGGCCCAGCUCAUGAACUACGCUCUGCGCGACUGGCCGGAGAGCUGGCGCCUGACCCUGGGCCUGCCUGCGGGGCCCGCCCUCGUCAUCUGCCUCACCAUUCCUUUCCUCCCCGAGUCACCCAACUCACUCAUACAGAGGGACCGGCGGGAGCAGGGGAGGAAAGUGCUGGAGAAGAUCCGCGGCGGCGGCGACGUGAGCGCUGAGUACGAGGACUUGUGUGAGGCGGCUGACAAUGCCACCAAGAUCACGUACAUGCAGUCUUGGACGUUGCUGGGAAAGCGGCAGUACAGGCCGGCGCUCGUGCUGGGCAGCGCCAUGCCUUUCUUCCAGGCGAUGACUGGCUACGCUGCGGUAAUAGUUUUUGUGCCUAUCUUCUUUACGACGCUGGGAGAUACACACGAGGAGGCACUUCAGAAGGCCCUCAUCAUCUCCGGGGUCAAGAUCGCCAUGACCCUGCUCUCCAUGGUACUCGUGGACCGCCUGGGGCGGCGCGUGCUACUGCUGGAGGGAAGCAUCCAGAGCGCCGCCUCGCUGAUGGCGACGGCGGGCGUGGUGGGCUGGGCGUUCAACACAUAUGGGGAGGACCUCCCCGAUUCCGUGGGCAUAGCCGUGCUCAUCACCAUCUGCUUCUACGUGGGAGGCUACUCCACGUCCUGGGGCAGCCUGGCGUGGCUGGUGGCGGCGGAGGUGGUGCCUCUAGAGACGCGCGCAGCGGGCUUCUCCCUCGGAAUUGCCAUCUAUUAUGUCGUCACCUUUGUGCUGAGCCAGACGUUUCUGUCCAUGCUCUGCGCACUGGAGUGGGGCAUAUUUGUGUUUUAUGGAGGCUGGAUCAUUGCCAUGUCGGCGUUUGUUGUGCUGCUGCUGCCGGAGACGAGGGGGGUGCCAAUCGAGGAGAUGUAUGUUGUGUGGGCCAAGCAUUGGUUCUGGAAGCGGGUAGUGGGCGAGGCGGGCCAGCAGAUGCUUCAGCUGGAGCGCCAGCGCACAGCCACCCGCGCGCUGUCGCGGCAGGAGCGCGGCGCAGGAGCCGAGGCGGCCCCCGAGGCUGCAGGCGGCCACGGUGCGCUGGGGCCCAACAGGCCUGCCUGA
This is a messenger RNA of Chlorella variabilis, 1644 nucleotides long. RefSeq lists its product as hypothetical. The coding region runs from base 1 to 1644 and encodes 547 amino acids. The record is from RefSeq and is a predicted model, not a curated record. The transcript has 16 exons. Gene Ontology annotation, biological process: monosaccharide transmembrane transport. Gene Ontology annotation, cellular component: membrane. NCBI's taxonomy places the organism in Eukaryota, Viridiplantae, Chlorophyta, Trebouxiophyceae, Chlorellales, Chlorellaceae. Gene Ontology annotation, molecular function: monosaccharide transmembrane transporter activity.